This is a messenger RNA of Nematolebias whitei (Rio pearlfish), 3027 nucleotides long. It is a transcript of the gene slc8a4b, whose product is annotated as solute carrier family 8 member 4b. Gene Ontology annotation, biological process: sodium ion transmembrane transport; calcium ion import across plasma membrane; cell communication. Gene Ontology annotation, cellular component: postsynapse; axon; sarcolemma. The coding region runs from base 32 to 2878 and encodes 948 amino acids. The transcript has 15 exons. The record is from RefSeq and is a predicted model, not a curated record. Gene Ontology annotation, molecular function: calcium:sodium antiporter activity. NCBI's taxonomy places the organism in Eukaryota, Metazoa, Chordata, Actinopteri, Cyprinodontiformes, Rivulidae.
GCCAAUCUGAGCCCGAUCCACAUCAGUGAAAAUGGCUCCUGCUGCCACCUCUGAGCUUCCAUAUUCUGUCACCUCCCUCCAUUCAUCCCGUUCCUCUUCCUCCUCACUGCUCUGCCUCCUCUUGUCCUUCAUCGUUCUGCUGUCCUGUCCUGCACCGGUUCAUGGGAGUUCCUCAGGGAACUGUUCUGCUGGUGGAGAUCCCUGUCAGGAAGGAGUUGUACUUCCUGUAUGGAACCCUCAGAACCCCUCGGUAGGCGAUAAAGUGGCACGUGCCAUUGUUUACUUUGUGGCACUUAUAUACAUGUUCCUGGGCAUGAGCAUUAUAGCAGACAGGUUCAUGUCGUCCAUAGAGGUCAUAACGUCCCAGGAAAAGGAAAUCACCAUAAAACGGUCAAACGGUGAGACUACCACGGCCACGGUCAGAAUCUGGAACGAAACGGUUUCCAAUCUCACUCUAAUGGCAUUGGGUUCCAGCGCUCCUGAGAUAUUGCUAUCAGUUAUCGAGGUUUGCGGUCAUGGUUUCGAAGCUGGCUCUCUGGGUCCCAGCACCAUCGUAGGCAGCGCUGCCUUCAACAUGUUCAUCAUCAUAGCCCUAUGUGUUUAUGUGGUUCCUGAUGGAGAGACGCGGAAGAUCAAACACCUUCGAGUGUUUUUUGUCACAGCAGCUUGGAGUGUCUUCGCCUACAUCUGGCUCUACAUGAUUUUGUGUGUCUUUUCCCCCGGAGAGGUGGAGAUAUGGGAGGCUGUGCUGACCUUCCUUUGCUUUCCCCUCUGCGUGGUCCAAGCCUGGGUGGCCGACAGACGCCUGCUGUUCUACAAGUAUGUCCGCAAGCGCUACCGUGCCAAUAAGAAUCGUGGCAUCAUUGUUGAGACGGAAGGUGGUCCAGAUGGAGAUAUUGGGGGCAUAGACGGAGGAAUUGGAGGAGCUCUGGGUCCGGGCGGUUUCACCAAGAUGGACAUGCUCGAGCUGGAUGGACAGAUCGCACUGAACUGCCACAGUGGGAUGGAUGGAGGGAUGAUGGGAGAGGGUGGAGCGAAGGAUGAGGAAGAUGAAGCUAGGAGGGACAUGGCGAGAACCCUGAAGGAUUUAAAGCAGAGGCAUCCAGAUAAAGACAUGGAGCAGCUGAUUGAAAUGGCCAAUUAUCAGGUCUUGAUGCAGCAGCAAAAGAGCAGAGCGUUUUACCGUAUCCAGGCGACCAGGAUGAUGAUCGGAGCCGGCAACAUCUUAAAAAAGCACGCCGCUGACCAGGCCCGCAAGGUGGUGAGCAGCCAUGAGACUCAGGCUCAGGAAGACGACCCUCACACCAUCAGGUUGGAGUUCGAACCCUCUUUGUACCAGUGCUUUGAAAACUGCGGCUCUCUGAAUUUGACCGUUGCCAGACAUGGAGGAGACCCCGGAGUCACCGUCAAGGUGGAUUAUCGCACCGAGGACGGUACGGCCAACGCAGGCUCCGAUUAUGAGUUCGCAGAAGGAACGCUGCUGUUUAAGCCGGGAGAGACCCUGAAAGAGAUCACCGUGGGUGUGAUUGACGACGACAUCUUCGAGGAGGACGAGUACUUCUACGUGCAUCUGAGUAACCCUCGUGUGGUCGGCUACCCUGAGAUGGGCACCGCCCCGCUGGACUCCAGCGCCACACCCAAAGCCGUGCUCAGUGACAACCACACAGCCACAGUGACCAUCUACGAUGAUGAUCACGCAGGCAUCUUUACCUUUGAGAGUUCCAGUCAGAGAGUGAGCGAGAGCGUCGGUGUAAUGGAGGUGAAGGUCCUCCGGACGUCAGGGGCUCGGGGGCUGGUUGCUGUCCCCUACCGAACCCUGGACGGGACAGCUAAAGGAGGGGAGGACUACGAAACAGCUGUUGGGAAGCUGGAGUUUCAAAACGACGAGACCAUGAAGAUCAUUGAGGUGAAAAUCAUUGACGACGAAGAGUACGAGAAGAAUAAGACGUUCACCGUCGAGCUGGGAGAGCCCGUUCUGUUGGAGAUCGGACAGAAACAUGGCGACUCCAACGAGAACAAGCCGCUGGUGGGAGCAGAGGAGGAGGAGGUGGCCAAGAUGGGCUGUCCCAGUCUGGGUGAACACACACAGCUCGAGGUGAUCAUAGAGGAGUCCUACGAGUUUAAGAGUACAGUGGAUAAGUUGAUCAAGAAGACAAACCUGGCCCUGGUGGUGGGAAGCAGCAGCUGGAGGGAGCAGUUUGUCAACGCCGUUACUGUCAGUGCAGGCGAUGACGACGACGAAGAGAGCGGCGAAGAGCGGCUGCCUUCCUGCUUCGACUACAUAAUGCACUUCCUCACCGUCUUCUGGAAGGUCCUGUUCGCGUUUGUUCCCCCCACGGAGUACUGGAACGGCUGGGCCUGCUUCAUCGUGUCCAUAUCGCUGAUCGGCGUCCUGACUGCCGUCACCGGCGACCUAGCAUCGCACUUCGGCUGCACGAUAGGCCUGAAGGACUCUGUGACGGCUGUGGUGUUUGUGGCACUGGGGACAUCGGUGCCAGACACGUUCGCCAGCAAGGUUGCAGCCAUCCAGGAUCAAUAUGCAGACGCCUCCAUCGGCAAUGUCACCGGCUCCAACGCCGUCAACGUCUUCCUGGGCAUCGGUGUGGCGUGGACCAUCGCUGCCGUCGCCUGGCGCUCCAAGGGAGAGCCUUUUAGGGUGGACCCAGGAAGCCUGGCCUUCUCUGUCACCCUCUUCACCAUCAUGGCCGUAGUGUGCGUGCUCACGCUGCUGUACCGGCGGCGGCCGACGGUGGCGGGAGGUGAGCUGGGUGGGCCACGGACUUGCAAGAUAAUAACGUCGAUGAUGUUUGUCUCGCUGUGGCUGAUUUACAUCCUGCUGGCUUCACUGGAGGCUUACUGUCAUUUACCAGGGUUUUAAAUGGGGAGGAGCCAGGGGGAGACCCACUGCCAAAAUGAAGGGGUGUAGGGCAGGAUAGAUGUGGAAUAGAGCUUGGCUUGUUUUAUAAUGGGAAAAGCAACUCUUAAAAUGGAUUUUACGUCUUUACAUCACACCCCUUCCUUAAAAAA